GGCAACAUUUGGGACAGGUGGCGACGUUGUGGGUAGAAAAGCGUUUUGCAUAAUUAGUUUUUUAAGUAUUUAUUUUAAUAGAUUUGCGAAAAAUAUGUCGUGUUUUCGAUUAGCUAUAGCAGUUAAUGCCACACGGCCGCUGCCUUUAAACGGGCAGAGUCUUCGUCUAUUGCCCAAAAGAAAUCAGGAAAUUUCUUUUACGCGCCGGCAAUUCUCAAAGGCAUUGGAGGAAAGCAGUCAUAAGAAGAAAUCCACUGGGACAUUGAAGCUGGCGCUACUGGGAGCAAGUAUUGGAGCUGUCGCUGGAUCCGGUUACACGUUCUACUCCAAUUUCACCGACAAGAAUGCACACAAGGAGCACGAGCGAACUCCGCCACAAGUUAUAGAGUCUCUGCCGGCUGGUCUGCGAAUAACGAAGCGGUAUUUGAAUCCCAAAGACAACUCCGGUCUGGACAUUGUGCUGUUCCAAUUCCAGACAUGUCCAUUCUGCUGCAAGGUGCGUGCCUAUCUGGACUACAUGGGCGUAUCCUAUUCAGUGGUUGAGGUGGACGCAGUUCUAAGGCAAGACAUCAGAUGGUCAUCGGUUAAGAAGGUGCCAAUGGUGCUAAUCCGCCAAAAGAAUGGUCAAUAUGUGCAGAUGACAGACUCCAGUGCCAUCAUUUCUCUUGUCGCUACCACGCUGAACGAUAAGCGCUUGGAUGUCGGCGACUUGGCACAAUUCUAUCCGCAAAUCUCGUUCUUUGAUGAUGAGGGCAAGAAACGACAUGAUAUUAUGAACAAGUACUUCCUCAUGUACCAGGAUCGCACACCAAAAAAUAUGACUAAGGAUUUGGAAGAGAAUGAGCGCAGGUGGAGAACAUGGGCGGACAAUCAUCUAGUACACCUGAUAUCGCCCAACUGUUACCAAACCCUUAACGAGUCCUUUGAGACCUUUGAAUGGUUCUCCAAGGCAGGCGAGUGGGAUGUCUACUUCCCCAAGUGGGAGCGGAAUCUGAUGGUGUACUGUGGAGCAACGGCCAUGUGGGCCAUAGCCAAGUUAUUGAAGCGGCGACACGACCUGUCCGAUGAUGUCAGAUCUCAUAUAUAUGAUGCACUCGACAAAUGGAAUACGGAACUUAAGAAACGUAACACCAAAUUCAUGGGCGGUAAACAGCCCGGUUUGUCAGAUCUCUCAGUCUUCGGUGUCUUAAGCAGCAUGGAAGGAUGUCAAACAUUCAAGGACUGCUUACAAAAUACCAACAUAGGAAAAUGGUUUUACGAUGUCAAGGAGCUUGUAGAACAAAACCGCGGGCAACUUCAAAGAGAGCGCAUAGUGGGAGUGGCACCACAAGCUUAAUACAGAGUAAAUCUAUAAUCAAGUCAAUAUUCAAGUCAUUUACAGCCACACAUAUUGUUUACAAAUGUUUAAUAAACGCCACACUUUUUAUUUUAAA
Molecule: messenger RNA, 1433 nt
Organism: Drosophila innubila
Lineage: Eukaryota; Metazoa; Arthropoda; Insecta; Diptera; Drosophilidae
Gene: Su(P)
Product: prostaglandin E synthase 2
Exons: 3
Coding region: 95-1336 (413 amino acids)
Cellular component (GO): mitochondrion
Molecular function (GO): prostaglandin-E synthase activity
Source: RefSeq, a predicted model, not a curated record